This is a messenger RNA of Protobothrops mucrosquamatus (brown spotted pit viper), 3124 nucleotides long. It is a transcript of the gene RBM15, whose product is annotated as RNA binding motif protein 15. Gene Ontology annotation, molecular function: mRNA binding. NCBI's taxonomy places the organism in Eukaryota, Metazoa, Chordata, Lepidosauria, Squamata, Viperidae. Gene Ontology annotation, biological process: regulation of alternative mRNA splicing, via spliceosome. The record is from RefSeq and is a predicted model, not a curated record. Gene Ontology annotation, cellular component: nucleus. Bases 1 to 2847 code for a protein of 948 amino acids. The transcript has a single exon.
AUGAAGGGCAAGGAGCGCUCGCCUGCGAAGGCCAAACGGUCCCGCGGUGGCGAGGAUUCUUCUUCGGUGCGGAGCGAGCGGAGCAAUAAGAAGCCCAGCAACGGCGGUGGGAAAUCUGCGGGCGGCGGCUCGAGUGAGGGCGGUGGCGGCGGCGGCGGCGGCAGUAGUCGGCGGAGCCUUCAUUUGGAAAAAGCGAGCCGGGCCAGCAGCCGUGAAUACGAAUCGGCCGCGGUGGGGGUCUCUGGGGGCGGCAGCACCCGCCACGGCUACAGCGGGAGCAACAACAGCAGCAGCAAAAAUGCGGAGUCUUCCUCGUCGUCGCGUGGCAGCAGCAGCCGCGGCGGCGAUUCCCGCGCGCCCCCCUCCGACUCCGGCAGCGGCAGUGAGUAUAAGACGCUCAAGAUCAGCGAGCUGGGCUCGGCGCUGAGCGACGAGGCGAUCGAAGACGGGCUCUUCCACGAGUUCAAGCGCUUCGGAGACGUCAGUGUCAAGAUCAGUCGCCUCCCGCCGGGGACCGGGUCUGGCGACGAGCGGGUGGCCUUUGUUAAUUUCCGCCGCCCCGAGGAUGCCCGAGCUGCUAAGCAUGCUCGCGGCCGCUUGGUCCUCUACCAUCGGCCGCUGAAGAUCGAGGCCGUUUAUGUUGGGGGCAGCAGCGGAGGAGGGGGCAGCAGCCGGCGACGCAGCAGUCGUUCCCCGGCCCUUUUGGACAAGGAGUCUCCCUAUGGGGCCUCGGCGGUGGUUGUGGCGGGGGCCUCUCCCGCAACUAUCAGGCACCCCGCAACUGGAGCGACUCAGAGGGCCCUCUCUCCUGCUGGGGGAGGGGCAGGCUUAGGGUACAGAGACUUCCGCUUGCAACAGCUGGCCCUGGGUCGUCUGCCCCCACCGCCUCUGCCCCGGGAGCUGGAAAGAGAACGGGACUAUAGUGGUUUCUAUGAUCGGGUAAGGCCCACCACGUACAGUCUCGACCGAGUUGCCGGAGUGGCAGCUGCUGCGUUUCGUGGGGUUGGCACAGGAACGGCCACUGAAAAAGAGAUCAGUCCUGAAGAUGACCAGAGAGCUAAUCGCACCCUCUUUCUGGGUAAUUUGGAUAUAUCGGUUACAGAGUCAGACCUUCAUAGGGCUUUUGAUCGCUUUGGGGUUAUCACUGAAGUGGAUAUUAAGAGGCCAACCCGGGGUCAAACGAGCACAUAUGGAUUUCUUAAGUUUGAGAACUUGGAUAUGGCCCACCGAGCUAAGCUUGCCAUGUCUGGUAAAGUGCUCUUGCGCAAUCCUAUUAAAAUUGGCUAUGGUAAAGCAACCCCCACCACGAGACUCUGGGUGGGUGGCCUGGGACCAUGGGUACCAUUGGCUGCUCUUGCCAGGGAGUUUGAUCGCUUUGGUACUAUUCGUACCAUUGAUUAUCGUAAAGGUGACUCAUGGGCCUAUAUCCAAUAUGAGAGUUUGGAUGCUGCACAAGCUGCUUGUACCCACAUGCGUGGCUUUCCUUUGGGUGGGCCAGACCGUCGCCUGCGUGUGGACUUUGCUGACACUGAGCAUCGGUAUCAACAGCCCUAUUUGCAGCCAUUGCCACUUCCACCCCCUACUCAUUAUGAGCUAGUAGCAGAAACAUCAGCUUUUGGAGCACAUCGUGGAGCGCCACCAGAUCCACUCCGAGGUGCUCGGGAUAGAACACCACCACUGCUCUAUGGUGACCGUGACAGAGACUUAUAUGCUGAAACAGAAUGGGUGCCUCCUCCACCUCCAGUUCGGGACCGAGGCAACCGAGCGACUGUUUAUGAUGCACUUGAAAGUCUGGAACGGCGUCGAGAUGGUUGGUCUCUAGAAAGAACUCGUGGGGAAAGGGAGCUUGGUAGCAGUAGUAGUAGAGACCCACCUAGGAAGCGAAGGCUAGUGGAGGAUGGGGGUCGACAUUUGGACCGAUCACCAGAUAGUGAACGUUCAUCUUCAUCUCGUAAGCGUCACUGCCCUGCUGUAGCAUCUCCUCAAGAUCGUAGUCCUGAAACAAACUUAAUCAGAGACCGUUAUAAUACUGAUAUUGAUCGGCCCUCUUCUCGCUUACUCUUGUUGGAUCGUCCUUCACCAGUCAGAGAGCCACGUAAGGGGAGUUUGGAGAGAGGCCAGAGUGAGAAGCGGGAACAUAAGAGUUUGGUGGAAAAAGAAAGAAAACAUCGCACACUUGCAUCAGCUGCCAUCCAAGAGUGCAAGAGUCCAGCUAAAAAGGAUGAGCAUACUUCUGAAGGGAACAGUAGCAGUGGAUCUCGGCUGAAGCCACCCCAAAAGCAGCAACAGCAGGAUGGAACUUCAAAAUCAGGAUCAUCUACCAAACUCUGCCUAGCCUGGCAAGGAAUGCUUCUGUUGAAGAACAGCAAUUUUCCAUCAAACAUGCACCUACUUCAGGGUGACCUCAGCGUAGCUAGCAAUCUGCUGGUGGAAGGAACAACUGGUGGCAAAGUGGCCCAACUAAAGAUAACACAGCGUCUUCGUUUGGACCAGCCCAAGUUGGAUGAAGUUACUCGUCGUAUCAAAGUAGCAGGACCCAAUGGAUAUGCUAUUCUACUUGCUGUGCCUGGUACCACAGACAACCGUGCCUCAUCCGGGGCUGGUGAAGCUAAUACCACCUCUACCCAGCGACCAUUAAGAAACCUGGUGUCCUAUCUUAAACAAAAACAGGCAGCUGGAGUGAUAAGCCUCCCAGUAGGAGGCAACAAAGACAAAGAAAACAGUGGGGUCUUGCAUGCUUUCCCCCCCUGUGAUUUUUCUCAGCAGUUCCUGGAUUCUACAGCAAAGGCCCUGGCUAAAUCGGAGGAUGACUAUUUGGUCAUGAUCAUUGUUCGUGGUGCAUCUUAAAGUCCUAAUGCUUUCUGUGCUUAUUCUGCUGCUUCAUACAACUCCCCCUCCUCCAGUGUCUGCCAGGUGCUAAGCUUUAGCCAACACCCUAAGUAUAAUUUUAGAUCUGUAGUUACUGUUAUUUUCCCUUUAUUUUCUAUAAACUCUAGAGAGCAAAUAUAUUAACUGUUCACUAGGCUACCCUCAACUGUCUUGCUAGUGACAGUAUAGUAAGAAGGGAUGGUAUGCUUUCACUAAAAUAUGAAACAUUGAACAAGCUUGCCUCCCUCUUUUUUUA